CAACACUCAGCCCACUUUGAGAAAUCGAGCCAACGACACCACAGGGCUUCUGUAUUCUUCACAUAAUUAGUAAUCAUGGGAUUUGGGGUUAACAACAGGCAGAAGAAGCCCUCCUUCUCUCUGGCCAGUCUUUUCAAGCCCCGACGAGUUCAUAGAGUGGAGGAUUCCUGGGCGGAGGAGCCGGUGAGUGGCCGAAGAAUGUGGCCUAGCGAUGAAGACAAACGUUAUCAGUGGGUGGCGGAGCCUGGAAUUGAUAGGAAAGCUUCAGUCUUCAUUGCCAAUUUCCAUGCAACUCGCAUCUCCGAAUCACUCAGUUGUCAGGCUCCUGAAAACGCCUCAACUUAAUCUCAUCAUCAUUUCAUUCAUUUCUGCAGUCACCUUGCAUGCUCUCUCAUCACUCUCUAGCCACUAUUUCUCUAUACUACUUACGUUGUAUUAGUAGUAAUUUAAUUCUAAAGUUGUUUAUAUUGAAUAAUGUUGUGAAAUACUGUAACAAAUAUCAAAUCAAUAAAUAUUUGUAGAGAUU
This is a messenger RNA of Rubroshorea leprosula, 526 nucleotides long. NCBI's taxonomy places the organism in Eukaryota, Viridiplantae, Streptophyta, Magnoliopsida, Malvales, Dipterocarpaceae. The record is from the annotation of a GenBank genome assembly.